CGGUAUUAUUCAUUUUUUUUUUGCGACAGCGAUUCUAGAGUGUGCGUUAUUCACCGAUAACCCACUAAAUUCCCUGAAAAAAAUUAAAAAAUUGUUUAAAUAAUUCACGCCUCGGCGUUUCAAAUAAACUAAAUACAAAGAACAACAACAACAAACGCGAAAAUUUGUACAAACUUUGUGAACAACAAAAACAACAACAAAGCUAACUAGACAUACUAAUGUGCGGCUUCAGCGGCUAGUUUGAAAGUCUGAGAAGCGCCGCCACGCCACACAAAGCCGACGGACAGUCAACAGUGACGAGAUUUUCACCAGAUAUAAAAGCCCAUUAACGCUGAGCAAUCGACAUUCAGUCAUUCAAAUUCGAACUUAAAGGUGUACAGUUGUCGGAGUACAAACGGUUAGAUUUGCUUUGUGUGACAAAAGAUAAGAAAGAAACGUUUUAAAUAAAAUCAGAAAACAUGAAGUGUGCUUCCUUAAUCGCAAUCGUGCUCGUGCUUUGCGCUGUGACAAGAUCAACUUAUGCCGAGACUGCCGCUGAGGAUAAUGCGAUCGCAGAGUCCACGAAUGGUGUUGAGCAGCUGGAGACAGCAGCCAGCAAUCCGCUGGAGGAUACGCAUAAACAGGAGAAGCGUUAUAUUGGUGGCGCUUGGGAUCCGUAUUCAUCACGUCUAGGAUUCGGCGGUAUUGAUGGCACCACCGGCUAUGGCGGCUACGGUGGUUAUGGUAAUUACGCUGGCUACAACGGUAUUGGUGGAAUCAGCGGCUACGGUGGUUACGGCGCUUAUGGAGGUUAUGGCAACUAUGCUGGUUCUGGUCCUUACGGCGGUUAUGGCAGUCCCUACUCCUACUACAAUUCACGCUUCGGCAGCGGUUAUCCUUACUCGCGCUUCGGUUACAAUUACCCAUCCAGCUACUAUAGUGGUUACAGCAACAGCGUUGUCGGAGGCGGUUUGGGUGGCUAUGCUAGUGGCGCUGGUGUAGUGCCGCCUGUAGGUGGCGUUGGUGUCGGUGCUGGCUAUCAAUAUGGACCGGGUAUCUCCGGCACAGUCUACUAAUGUGCAAUGAACCAAUUAGUGUGAGCGUUGGUUGUGCGCAAACUCAGACAAAUCCGAAUAAUGCUGCCAGGACUUCAUGACUUUGUAAUACAAAUUGUUUAAAUAGCGUAAAUAAAUUUAAAGUGUACAACUUUUUUAUAACCUGAAA
Ceratitis capitata (Mediterranean fruit fly) is the source of this 1203-nucleotide messenger RNA. Its product is annotated as prisilkin-39. The coding region runs from base 459 to 1055 and encodes 198 amino acids. The record is from RefSeq and is a predicted model, not a curated record. The transcript is spliced from 3 exons. NCBI's taxonomy places the organism in Eukaryota, Metazoa, Arthropoda, Insecta, Diptera, Tephritidae.